CUCUGGCCAUUAUUAAUGUCUUCUAUUUAUACAUGAUUUUGCAUGAAAGAAGGGAGCCGUCCAAAAUACCGGCAAUACUACAGAGGCAGCUUCUGAAAGCUGCCCCAUGCUACUCCAUGAACGACGAUAUCUCUUCCGUAUGAUUUGCUUCUAUUUGAUGAUCGAACAUGAGCCCAGGCUUUUGAGUGAGGUACAUACGGGCACUUCAUGAUCGAAACCCAACCCCUGCAACAUUUCUUGCUGCCAUCUUCCCUAUCUGCGAUCCCAACUCAAGUAUUUCAGACUCGAUUGCCCGCUAUGGACCAAGGUCGCCUUGCGGGUGUCCUGGAGAGACAAAGGAAACAGCAUUCUAGGUAUUUCGGCAUCGGGAGACCUGCCAACGAGACGAUACUCUAUGGCCCUGUCAAUGCCAUUGUGAAUGCUGUAUUCCCGGAAAACAGUUUAUACAGGCCUAUGCAGCAGUACACGCUAGAAGAUGGGAAGCGGGAUCAACGCGAACUGCUGCGACCUGACAUUACUGUAGUAACUGAUACAGAACUUUUCGAUCAAGACUCGGAUUCCCUCACCUGUUUGGUGAUAGAGGUGAAGAAUAAGCCACUUUCUGCUAAAGAUAGGAAGGAGGACACAAGGAAAGCGGUGGAUCAACUCUAUCGGUACAUGAUCGAUGCCUAUCAAAAGAGACGUUGUCCGAAUAUACUAUACGGCAUUGCCAUCGUAGGCUUUCGAAUGUACCUGUACCAGAUGAGGGGCAUAGGUGCACCGAUGAUUCAUGUCGAGUCGGGAUUUUCCCCAAAUUUUCUAGACAACAUGCGUGAGAAGGCACUUACGUGGCCGCGUGCAACUCGCUCUCUCAACAGCAGUGUGGGUGUGGCCCAACAAGAUACUGACAUGGAGAGACCCCGAGAUACGAUGGGUGGUCUCUUUGAAGAUGUCGUGGCAUUGAGAUUCCCUCCAAUGCCUGAACCCAAGGACCCCAGUGUAUUCGGUACCGCAUCUUACCUACCAGGCCUUAGCCCUGCAAACACCGAUUCUACUGGGCACCACGAAAUCGAGAGCCCAAUACAACUCCGUUCAGCGGAUCGGGUUGGGGAAACACUUUCGUACAUUCCAUUCUUCAAUUCCCCUGCCUCAAGCAACUUGAGCAGCGAUCAUCAAGUCGGCGGGACACCACGUCUCCCCAGCAGUGCCCAACAGAUGUCCACCCCCCAGCCAGGCCAAUCACGGCCUUUCCACGGAAUUCAAUCCAUGCCUGCCACUCACUCAGGUGGAAUGCCACUCACUCCGGGGGUUCCCUCAGGCUCUGUGCCGCGACCCAUCGGAACGCCAUCCUCUCCGAGUCUUCUCUUGCCUCCAUUGGAAUCACCUGAAUCACCACUCCAUCGCUUCUCAACACAAAGGAGGCAGCUGCAGAUAACUAAUAAUGUUGGCGCAAUCGGUAUCCUUGUGAGAGACCAGGAUCAGUCCUCUGGCACUGCAGGUCAAGGCGAACCUGAAGAAGGUCAAGUUCCUCGAGGUGGCGCUGGCUGGAACCCAAGCUAUGCUGCUAAUGUGCCUAGAACACCUGAACCAAUUGGCCGGUGCACCAUGACGGACCGGUACUCUAUCCCGGCUUCACAUGCACCUUCAACCAGCAGUCAACCACGUAACUUUCCGGCUCCCAACAUUGCUUUGCAACGCUCGCGGCACUUUCGCGCAUCCGAGCGAAAUGUCGACAAUAAUAGCCCCGAUACGCCCACCCCUUCAACUAUAGGUCGCGUCGUACGUAGCAAGGGGGUUCUUGCCAUCACACUAUUGCUGAACACGAUUGCUUGUAGAUCCAACAAGCACAUGAGCUCGUAGCAUGAUCAUCU
This is a messenger RNA of Cantharellus anzutake, 1850 nucleotides long. RefSeq lists its product as uncharacterized. The record is from RefSeq and is a predicted model, not a curated record. The transcript is spliced from 4 exons. Lineage: Eukaryota; Fungi; Basidiomycota; Agaricomycetes; Cantharellales; Hydnaceae. Bases 208 to 1839 code for a protein of 543 amino acids.